AUGCAGCCUGGGGUUGUGGUCCGGCGUCAGGCUCGGGCAGGAAUACGACGAAGUGUUCAAGUCCGAUGCAGGGCCUGCCAUACGGGGCAGGGUCUCAGACUUGCAUCGGAGUUUGGGGAUCCCGCGUCGCUGAAAUCCAUCAACGCCGGCCGGCUUCUCGUCCACAUACACUGUAGUGGCGAACGGCGCCCCAACUCCGACUACGAAGCCGGAUCGAAGGUGGUACAGAACGCGGAAUCUGAGACUAACCCGGCAAUAAAAGCUAUCAAGGGCAUGGUAUCUUGGAGCAGCCUUCUGUUCCUCAACAUCACCUCGAUCUGCUCCCCAUCAACGAUCGCUAUCUCCAAAAUGGGCUCAAUCCCCGCUCAAGACGAAGGUGCUCCUCCAUCCAUCCAGGACGCCGGCCAACUUUACCUGGUCGGUACCGGUGUCAGCCAUGCCAUGGCUCCCGUGAUCCACAAUUCUGUCGCUCAGCAGAUCGGCUCGAAAUGGCAUUUCAGCAAUCUCGAUGUGCAGACCAAGGAAGAGGCGUUGAAGUACAUCCGUAGAGCCGACUUCAAGGGCUGCGUGCCUACGAUGCCAUUGAAGAUCCAACUCCUGGACGCGGUGGAUGAGGUCGACCGAGCAGCUCAGGCGAUCGGUGCCAUCAACAACAUCUACCAGAGAGACGGCCAGCUACUGGGUGCCAACACCGAUUGGAUCGGUAUCUUGCGACCAUUGCAGAAGGAAAUGGCUCGUCAAGGUGUGCAAAUUUCAGCGCAGGGUGCAAGUGGGUGGCAAGGCUUGAUCGUUGGAGCAGGAGGCGCAAGCCGCGCGGCUGCUUACGCCUUGACCAAGCUGGGGUGCCAGACCAUCUUCAUCAUCAACCGCGAUGACGACGAGGUCAAAGCCCUGGUUCGCGACGUGCAGAAAGGAUUCACUUCCGUGUCGAUGCAGGUUCCUACCAUCGAGCACCUUCGCACCGUCGAGGAGGCUCAGCGGGUUGUCUCGCAAGCAACUGGAACGACGCAGCCGCCAUCGCUGCUGGCUGUAAGCUGUGUCCCCGACCUAGAGCCCAAGUCUGAGGCGGAGAAACGUGCAAGCGCAGUCCUGGAAACGGUAUUGACCGGGACCAAGGGGAUCUUAUUGGAAAUGGCUUACAAGCCUCGAAUCACCCGCACCUUCCUCUCGGCACAGACGCACGGGUGGCGCGUGAUCGAAGGCAUCCACGUCAUCGCCGAACAGGUUCAGACGGUCUGGCGUCUGUUUAGCGGCAUUGAACUGACCGACGGCCAGGCACGGACAGCACAGCAAGAGUUGUGGAAGCAGGCCGCAACUCGAGACGAGCUCAACGCGAACGGUAUCCCCGAACCUCUGUCAGUGUAA
Messenger RNA from Pseudozyma hubeiensis SY62, 1365 nucleotides. RefSeq lists its product as hypothetical. Gene Ontology annotation, biological process: chorismate biosynthetic process; shikimate metabolic process. Gene Ontology annotation, molecular function: shikimate 3-dehydrogenase (NADP+) activity. The coding region runs from base 1 to 1365 and encodes 454 amino acids. Lineage: Eukaryota; Fungi; Basidiomycota; Ustilaginomycetes; Ustilaginales; Ustilaginaceae. The record is from RefSeq and is a predicted model, not a curated record. The transcript has a single exon.